Ochotona princeps (American pika) is the source of this 4806-nucleotide messenger RNA. It is a transcript of the gene TRAK2, whose product is annotated as trafficking kinesin protein 2. Gene Ontology annotation, biological process: anterograde axonal transport of mitochondrion; neurogenesis. The coding region runs from base 417 to 3164 and encodes 915 amino acids. Gene Ontology annotation, cellular component: dendrite. Gene Ontology annotation, molecular function: GABA receptor binding. NCBI's taxonomy places the organism in Eukaryota, Metazoa, Chordata, Mammalia, Lagomorpha, Ochotonidae. The record is from RefSeq and is a predicted model, not a curated record. The transcript has 16 exons.
UGGAGGCUGCUGGGAGAGUGGGUCUUCUUGGAGCUGUUUCCCUCUCGAGGAGGGGCUGUCAGUGACCCGGCGUCACUGCAGCUCCAAGGUCGCCGGAUGAUGAUGUCGUGAAGCCGUCUGCCGGUCCCUGCCACGCCCGGGCAGUUACUGGCGGCGGCGGCGGCAGCCUCGGCUGCUGGCUCUCCGGCUGCCGCCGCGUCUAGGGCUUCUUGCAAAGGGAGCGCAGGUUGGAGGACGCCGGGCCAUUCCGGUCAUGACUGUCCAAGCUCACUUGAGAACUGCUGUAUAUGUCACUUGACUCACCAGAGAAAAUGCCCACAUGACCAGAUCCACUUCUCUCCUCAAUGGCUUGAUGGAUUUCCUGUAUCUGGAUUUAUACCAAAGCUGUCCUCAACCAAAGCAAGAAGAGGUCCUGCAUGAGUCAGUCCCAGAAUGCCAUUUUUACCUCACCAACAGGUGAAGAAAACCUCAUGAAUAGCAAUCACAGAGACUCGGAGAGCAUCACUGAUGUCUGCUCCAAUGAGGAUCUCCCUGAAGUUGAGCUGGUGAGUCUGCUGGAAGAACAGCUGCCACACUACAAGCUCAGAGUGGACUCACUCUUUCUGUAUGAAAACCAGGACUGGACCCAGUCCCAGCCCCAGCAGCAACAUGCGGCUGAUACCCUCUGCCCAGUGCUUGCUGAAGAGACUUUCCGCUAUAUGAUUCUAGGCACAGACAGAGUGGAGCAGAUGACCAAAACCUACAAUGACAUUGACAUGGUUACACAUCUCCUAGCAGAGAGGGAUCGUGAUCUUGAGCUUGCUGCUCGCAUUGGACAAGCUCUCUUAAAACGGAACCAUGUCUUAUCUGAGCAGAAUGAAGCCCUGGAGGAGCAGCUGGGACAAGCCUUCGAUCAAGUUAAUCAGCUGCAGCAUGAGCUCUCGAAGAAAGAUGAGUUGCUUCGAAUUGUCUCCAUUGCUUCAGAAGAAAGUGAAACUGACUCCAGCUGCUCCACACCUCUGCGCUUCAAUGAGUCCUUUAGCUUGUCUCAAGGUUUGCUGCAGUUGGACAUGCUGCAAGAAAAGCUCAAGGAACUGGAAGAGGAGAAUAUGGCUCUUCGAUCCAAGGCUUGUCACAUAAAGACAGAAACUUGUACGUAUGAAGAAAAGGAACAACAGCUUGUCAAUGACUGUGUCAAAGAACUUCGUGAAACAAAUGCUCAGAUGUCCAGGAUGACUGAAGAACUGUCGGGGAAGAGUGAUGAGCUGAUUCGAUACCAAGAAGAGAUCUCUUCUCUCUUGUCUCAGAUUGUAGAUCUUCAGCACAAGCUUAAAGAACACGUGAUUGAGAAGGAAGAGCUCAGACUUCACCUACAAGCUUCCAAAGAUGCCCAGCGGCAGCUGACCAUGGAGCUGCAUGAGUUACAAGACAGGAAUAUGGAGUGUCUGGGAAUGUUACACGAAUCCCAGGAGGAAAUAAAGGAGCUUCGAAGUAGAACUGGUCCUGCAGCUCAUCUCUACUACUCCCAGGCGUAUGGAGAUUUCACUGGGGAAUCUCUGGCAGCUGAGAUUGAAGGGACCAUGCGUAAAAAAUUGAGUUUGGAUGAGGAAUCCUCUCUCUUUAAACAAAAAGCCCAACAGAAGCGGGUGUUUGAUACUGUCAAGGUUGCCAAUGACACCCGAGGCCGUGCUGUCCCAGUCCCAGCUCUGCUGCCCAUCCCAGGCUCCAACCGUUCAAGUGUCAUUAUGACAGCCAAACCUUUUGAAUCUGGGUUACAGCCAACAGAGGGUAAAACACUCCUGAACCAAGGAAGCAACUCAGUGGAAAUUCCAGGGGACUCGCAGGAAGGGGCCCAACCAGGACCCUCUGUAGACAGCGAUUUGGCUACAGCACUUCACCGCCUUAGCCUGCGUCGGCAGAACUAUUUAAGCGAGAAGCAGUUCUUUGCUGAAGAGUGGGAGAGGAAGAUCCAGGUUCUGGCUGACCAGAAGGAAGGGUUUAGUGGCUGCCUCACCCCGACAGAGAGCGUUGCUUCUCUCUGCACUGACCAGUCGGAGAUCACAGACCUGAGCAGUGCCAGCUGCCUUCGAAGUUUCAUGCCAGAAAAAUUGCAAAUUGUCAAGCCCCUGGAAGGAUCUCAAACACUGCAUCAUUGGCAGCAGCUUGCUCAGCCACAUCUGGGAACCAUUCUGGAUCCACGUCCAGGCGUCAUCACUAAAGGCUUUAGCCAGGUGCCCAAGGAUGCCGUCUAUCACAUCUCUGAUUUAGAAGAGGAUGACGAGGAGGGCAUCACUUUUCAGGUUCAGCAGCCUCAUCAAGAAGAACAGAAGCCUUCGAUAUCCGAGCCAAUAACAGGGAUCUUCCUACCACCCGUCACCUCAGCCAGUGGGCCAGUGGCAGUUGCAACCUCAAACCCAGGAAAGUGUCUGUCCAGCACAAACUCGACUUUCACCUUCACCACUUGCAGAAUAUUACAUCCCUCGGACAUCACUCAGGUCACCCCCAGUGCUGGGUUCCUAGCAUUGUCCUGCGGAAGCAGCAGUGCUGCUGCAUCUAGCACGGCUAGGAGUUCUCCGGCCAUGUCCUACAGACUGAGCACCGGCGAGUCCGUCAGCAGCCGGCGGGAUUCCACCAUCACCCUCAGCAGCACCGUGAGCCUGGCCAAGCUCUUGCAGGAGCGAGGCAUCUCCGCCAAAGUGUACCGCAGCCCGCUGGCCGAGAACGCCCUCCUCCAGCCUCUCCCUAAAGCCCUGGCCGUCCCCUCCACGCCCCCCAACUCACCCUCUCACUCACCUCGUUCCUCCCCACUGCCCUUUGAACCCCGUGCACAUCUUGCUGAGAACUUUUUGGCCUCCCGACCAGCUGAAACAUUCCUGCAGGAGUUGUACGGAUUGAGGCCUGCCCGAAACCCUCCGGACGUGGGCCAGCUCAAGAUGAACUUAGUGGACAGGCUGAAAAGGCUGGGGAUCGCCAGGGCAGUCAAGGCCCCCAACGCCCAGGAGAGCAGGAAAAGCCAAGAGGCAGAAAUGGGUCUUCGGAAAGUAGACUCAGCUGUGUAUUUCAAUUCAGGCAGCAAUCUUCUGGGUGGACUGAGGAGGAAUCAGAGUCUUCCCGUCAUGGUGGGGGGCUUCGGCACCCCGGUUUGCACAUCCUCCCCAAAAAUGGGAAUCCUGAAGGAGGACUGAGGCUGUGCAGUUAACUGACCUCUUUUACAAGCUAGCACAUGAAGGAUGUGAUGCACUGAUACACGCGGUCUGGUUGAACUUGAGAGAAGAAGAAUGUUGAAAAAGGGUCGUGGAUGUGGGGAGGGCGCAGCGGAGGGGUGGAAACCGAAUUGAACUGAAGUCUAAGGGACAAAGUCUGGCAAACUGAGAGUGUAAAUGUAUGGGCAGCGAUUGGAGGCAAGACAGACUAUACACUCCUGAAGCUGAGUUUUCAUGUCUUGGAAACUCAAAGUUAAAGAAGUCAAGUAUACCAGAAAUCCUGAACUUGCUGUCAUGUUCAUUGCCAGUAAGCAGCAGGGAGAACCCAGCUUAGAAAAAUGGGAAGAGAAAAGCCGCAGCUUGGAUUGUGCUUCCUGGAAAGCUGUUCUAAGGGUUUGGCAGGUCAGCUCAGUGUGUCACUAGGACAGAGACAAGACAGCUUCAUAAGGGUUCCCUGCUGAUGCAUCCAGAAACUGGGGUGCCCACAGCUUUAGCAAAACCAGGAACGAUGUCUUUCCCUUACAGCAGAAGUGGAAAAUCCCUUUGUCUUUUCUGUUUUCAGGCUACUGGGCCAUUGGGAACCAAAACACCACUCAAAUCCUUUUUAAUUUAGGAUGAAUAAAAUUUCAUUUUUUAAAUUUGUAUUUUUAUACAAUAAAAAAAAAUGUGGCCCUGACUUAUUUUAAGAAGGAAAAUAGGGGCGGGUUGGUACCAAGGAAACAUGUUUUUAGACUGUUGUGCAUAAACACAGUAACCAAGGAAUACAAACCUAAUUGCAUAUCUAUUAAGUUUCCUUGGAUGCUAGAGGGGGUUAAAUCAGAAGUGCAAUCAAUAGGAAUUAGGAGUUACGUGUAUUUAUGUAUGUAAUUUUUUUUUAUAAAGAAAGUUGGUCACAACUAAUUUUUUUCCAAAGUGCACCUUGCAGAUUUUUAAUUAAAGAUGAUGUGUAUUUGCACAGAAUUCUCAGGCACAUUAAAUUAUUAUAAAGUGAAGUAAAACCCAGGUGCUUGCUUUUUUUUCUAAUAUUAUUAUAAUCUGCCUUGUUCUUAAUAUCUGUAGAAUUAGUGAAUGAACAUUGUAGUGGACAAGUCAAACUUCUUUCUGCUCCCCCACUGCCUGCCCAGCACUCUGGGAUGGCCAGGUAAGAAUCUGGAGUGAGGAGUCGGUGGUGUGAUGCAAGGUGAUGGAUUAGGCAGGAAUGGAUCUAUCAGUUACCAGGGUCUGCUCCUCAUCAGACAGCAUGGUGUUAUGCAGCAAGGACAGUUCCAAAAGAAAUGCCCUUAUAGAUCAUCCAUGAUAGGCGCGAGAUGUAAGGGGCCACAUCCUUUGCUUAUGAAAAUGGAAGGCAUGUUACUUAAUCUUUUCAGUGCUUUGUUCACGAAUUCUUUGCUCCUUUGUCCUGACUUAACUGAAAUCAACCUGCUGAAGGAUUCUGGGCUCUGACUCCUCUGGUUCCCAUCAAUACCUCUAUUCCCAGGCCAGGGGAGGGCCUUCCUCUCGCCUCUCAAGGUACUCUCCCUGCCUGAAGAAAAACUCGUGUACAGGAAGUGGUAAGAAUGUGUGAGUUGUCCAAACUUUUUAGAAUCUUUUAAUAAUAAACAUCUCCUCAAUGAAGAGCUCCAAA